AUGGAGAAAUUAUCUCUCACUAUUAAUAUGAGAGCAAGAACUGAUCAAGUAUUUGGAGAGUUCAAAUUAUCUCUCACUAUUAAUAUGAGAGCAAGAACUGAUCAAGUAUUUGGAGAGUUCUUAUUGCGCGUGGGGAAUGGAGAGGAACCCACAAUAGAUGAGAAUUUGAUACUUCUUCCACAUGAAAUGGUAAUAGAAUAUGAUAAUGAUGAAAACUCUGAAAAAAAUUUGAUUGAUGCUAUAUUUCCAUCAUUACAAGCAAAUUCAUCAUCUGCUGAAUACAUGACACAACGUGCUAUUCUUUCAACAAGGAAUGAGUAUGUCGAUGGACUUAAUGAAAAAUUAAUUGCAUUAUUUCCUGGUGAAGCGAAAACAUUCUUUAGCUUUGAUGAAGCGGUAGAUGACACAAAUAAUUAUUACCAAGAAGAGUUCUUGAAUACCUUAAUGCCGAAUGGACUCCUGCCUCACAAAUUGAUUCUUAAAAGAAAUUGUCCAAUCAUGCCGUUACGUAAUCUUGAUCCAUCUAAUGGAAUGUGCAAUGGCACACGAAUGAUCUGUAGAGGAUAUGAAUAUAAUGUUAUCCAUGUUGAAAUCAUAAUUGGUCAACAUUCUAGUCAAAAUGUCAUGAUUUCGAGAAUACCAUUAUCUCCAGCUGAAAAUGAGGGUUAUCCAUUCCAAUUUCGUAGAAAACAAUUUCCAAUCCGACUAUGUUUUGCAAUGACAAUAAACAAAGCGCAAGGACAAACAAUACCUUAUGUUGGAGUUUAUUUGCCACACCAUGUAUUCUCACAUGGUCAAUUAUAUGUUGCAUUAUCAAGGGGGAUAUCAAUGAGAACAACUAAGGUCAUGGACUAUAGCUAUUAUAGAUCAAAUUGCCUUGCUGCAGCCCGAUUCCCCAUGGCUCUCUACAGUUUGACAAAGAUGCAUCUUUUAAAGUUGAUGAAUGCUGCUAAAAUUGAGCUCCUUUCUGUCUUAUUUAUAUCAAACUUAAAGGAGAUAUGA
Messenger RNA from Asparagus officinalis (garden asparagus), 1002 nucleotides. RefSeq lists its product as uncharacterized. The record is from RefSeq and is a predicted model, not a curated record. The coding region runs from base 1 to 1002 and encodes 333 amino acids. The transcript is spliced from 2 exons. Lineage: Eukaryota; Viridiplantae; Streptophyta; Magnoliopsida; Asparagales; Asparagaceae.